AUCAAGAAUGUUGUUUGUGUUGAUAUGUGCAUUCUCUGCCUUUCUCGCUGUUUCAGGAGAUUGCGAUGGAGUUUGCUGGUUUGCAUUCGAUAAUCGAGAUGGUAAAAAAGAUUCUGACAAUUUGAUGUGGGUUAAGACUGACUCAACCCAGCCCACUGGUCUUGUUACUAUAGGGGGUACAUAUCUAACUGAUACCAGCAGUGGCAUGGUCGACACUUUGAGAUUCCAGAACUAUGGAGAUUCAAAGGCUAACUACGAGCCACUUAUAUUCCAGCAUGAGUUUUUAACCGAUAGCAACAAACUCAACAUCUAUGGCAGCAAGAAUGGAAUUUCCACAACUUAUGAGCAAUCUAUAAGUGGUAUAGCUAACACUGGUGAUUUCGAGUUAACAUUUUCAAGUUUAUCGAAGGAUAAAAUUUUUGUGCAAUACAGUGAUGACAAUAAGAGUAAAGCAGCUGUUUUAUUCACUUACAACGACAACUGGAGCAGUUGGGGUCCCUUAUCUGGAACACCCUAUUACGAUACCAACAGAAUAUUUAGUCAAAUGAAACGAACUAAGUACAGAUAUGUUCACAUUUGCAAAACGGAGCAACCAAGCAUGUGUGAUGCUACUCUGGAACCAGAAACGGAACUGGAGGAGGAAGUCUUACUGAAGUGUACUGCUGUUGGACCGGCUACCUUAACUGUCGAGUGGACUGCCAGUGCAAAUAACGAUGCAGUGAAUUCCGCUCUCAACACCAAAACGGACGUCCUACGUGAUAUUGGAUCAGUGAUAGAGUCGACUCUGACAAUAUCCACAUUCUCUCUGGGACAUGUUGCUUCGUACACUUGUAAAGUAUCCAGUUCUUUAAACAGUCUACAAAAAACGCAAAUAUUCAACCUCGCUUAUACAAGAGAAAUCAGAGUUGACCCUGUGGAAGAGCAAAACUACUAUCUCUCCGACACUCAAGAUGCCAGCUUCUCUUUUCAAGUAACCGGCUGGCCCUUAGCUGACGUCACAAUCAUUACACACUACGACAAGAAGGAGGACCAGGGUACAGAUGAUGAAAACGAUAAUGACACCGAGAAAGAUGGCGAUACAAAUAAUGAUGUGGAUGACAACAACAACAAUAUUGAUGAAGGAGAUGAGUUGUUCACCCUAACCAGAUCUGAGGAAUACACUGCUGUACCUCCUAGAGUAACGUUCAAGGUUCAGUUUAAUAAGCAGAUUCCUGGGGACCAGUUUGCAUUCUAUUUCAUUGAUAACACCGGCGGGUUCAACAAGACUGUCAGAACUUACAACGUUUACAAAGUGGGAGUGGCUUGUAAGGAAGGAGAGUAUGGUGUAGGAACGCAGUGUAAAGCUUGCGGAGUAGAUGAGACAUCACCUCCUAAAUCAAAUGACAUAUCUGAUUGUGUCAAAGCUACCAGUAACUGUAAAGCUGGUUACUACGGAGUUAAUGAUGACUGUACAAAAUGUCCUGAAGGAGAAACGAGCAGUGAUAAGACACUGAGUCUCAGCAGCUGUAUAGAUGAUCCUAAUUAUCAGGAAAACACCGGUGACGACAAAAGUGGUUCCAAUACAGGUGCAAUAGUGGGGGGUGUAAUAGGAGGAGUAUUACUAUUACUGAUUCUACUAGCUGUACUCUAUUACUGUGUCUGUAUGAAGGGUGCUGCCAAGAAAGCUGUUAGUGUAGAAUCUCGUCAUGUUGAGCCAAGAGGUUUGGAGCGUCGAGGUACUGUUACUGUCAAUAAAAGUGCAGACGAUCUGGAUUUAGAAACCUCUAAAAAGAUUGACGAGGAUUCUGGGACUGAAGAGGAAAAUAAUCUCUACGACAAUAGGAACCUACAAAGCUUCAGGAAGCGCACACAAAAAUCUAAACAAAAGAAUUCUACCAUCGACCAACACCUGGACAAUAUAGACAGCGACAUCAAGACACUGGCGGAUAUACAAAUUGAAGAUGAAGAGCCAGCCUACGCUGAGUUGGACCAGGACCAUUACAGAAAAGUGAAGGAAGAGAAGGAGGAAAAGAGGAGGACUCUAGGGUAUCCGUCAGAGAGGAGGAAAAGUGUCGGACCAGUAGAACCUGCGGAACCUACUUAUGCGGAGGCUCAAGACGUUGAAGUUAGGCGACCGACAGCAAAUUAAAAUAAAUAUGAUUAUCUCCACUCUCCAGUAGCUUACUGGAAAUCCUUAUCCUGAGUCGAUUAUAGUCUAUCAAAUUACAA
Molecule: messenger RNA, 2208 nt
Organism: Bolinopsis microptera
Lineage: Eukaryota; Metazoa; Ctenophora; Tentaculata; Lobata; Bolinopsidae
Exons: 14
Coding region: 8-2128 (706 amino acids)
Source: RefSeq, a predicted model, not a curated record